UGGAUGGGACCGUACCAGAUGACUUAAACUUAAAGAUAUCCGAGGAAAAGCCUUCCCUAGAAGCAGACAUCAUCACCUGGUAGACAGCUUUUCCAAGACAAUGGAACAAGACUCCAUUUGAUCUUCUUCCAUUGACUGAGACUUGGUUUUGUAUUAACACAAAAUUAUCAAACCUAUAUUCUAUGUUGCUAGGUAGUUCCACCACUCAAACCAAACACUUUCUAAGAUCUUCUGUUCAAAAUGUAGCCACUCGCACUAACCAAAGCAAUUGCUGGCUAUGGACUCAUUUAGAUGAAAGGGAAGGAUCAUAGCUAAUACUACAACCUGCUUUCAUCACAGUUGGCUAGCAAUUGAGGAUGCUACAUUCAUGAUAAGAUUUGUAAUUUUGGCAUGAUUUUAUUACAGGACCAUCAGGUUCCUAUGCCUGCUGCACAGUAGCUGACCAAUAUUCUGAGACAGCAGGCUUUGCAGCAGAGUUUAAUGAUCACAGGGUGGCUGAAUGAUAAGCUGGGAGGAGAUCCUCAAAUUCAUCUCCCCAAGGAGUACUGAGGGUUUCCAGUGGAUCCCAGAUAGCAAGCGGCUGGAAAGUUGGUGUAGCAGUAAGAGACCCACAGGAGAGACCCAAAGUCUUCAAGCCUGGAGUUCCUGCUUGGUUCUUCCUGAGGUCUGAACACCCUGCAAACUGAGUCCAGAUCUGAAUUCUUGUUGGGAGCCAUUUUGUGAAGAGAGGAAGACUGAGCUGUUUUGGCUGCAUUUCUGGCCUCGAGCUGCAGUCAGCUUCUCCACGUAGAACCCGGCAGUAGGAGACUUAGAAUCGAAUCUCUUCUCCCUCCCGCCUCCUGUUUUUGGCUUUUGGAGAAACCUUAUCAUCCAACACAAUGGCCAGCAACGUUACCAACAAGAUGGAUCCUCACUCCAUGAACUCCCGUGUGUUCAUUGGGAAUCUCAACACUCUUGUUGUCAAGAAAUCGGAUGUGGAGGCGAUCUUUUCCAAGUAUGGCAAAAUUGCAGGCUGCUCUGUUCAUAAGGGCUUUGCCUUCGUUCAAUAUGAUAAGGAGAAAAAUGCCCGGGCUGCUGUAGCAGGAGAGGAUGGCAGAAUGAUUGCUGACCAGGUUGUAGAUAUUAACCUGGCUGCAGAGCCAAAAGCGAAUCGAGGAAACGCAGGUGUGAAACGAUCAGCAGCGGAGAUGUACGGCUCCUCUUUUGACUUGGACUAUGGCUUUCAACGGCAUUAUUAUGAUGGGAUGUACAGUUUCCCAGCACGUGUACCUCCUCCUCCUCCCAUUGCUCUGGCUGUAGUGCCCUCGAAACGUCAGCGCGUAUCAGGAAACACCUCACGAAGGGGCAAAAGUGGCUUCAAUUCUAAGAGUGGAAAGCGGGGAUCUUCCAAGUCUGGAAAGCUGAAAGGAGAUGACCUUCAGGCCAUUAAGCAGGAGUUGACCCAGAUAAAACAGAAAGUGGAUUCUCUCCUGGAAAACCUGGAAAAAAUUGAAAAGGAACAUUGCAAGCAAGGAGUAGAGGUAAAGAAUGCUAAGUCUGAAGAGGAGCAGACCAGCAGCUCCUUGAAGAAGGAUAAGACUCAUGUGAAGAUGGAGUCUGAGGGGGGUGCAGAUGACUCUGUUGAGGAGGGGGACCUACUGUAUGAUGAUGAUAAUGAAGAUCAGGGGGACAACCAGCUGGAGUUGAUCAAGGAUGAUGAAAAAGAGGCUGAGGAAGGAGAGGAUAACAGAGACAGCACCAAUGGCCAGGAUGACUCUUAAGCACAUAGUGGGGUUGAGAAAUCUUAUCCCAUUGUUUCUUUACCUAGGAGCUUGUCUAACAACAAAUUUUUCACCAGAUCCUCUCCCUUAGUAUCUUCAGCACAUGCUUACUGUUCUCCCCAUCCUUGUCCUUCCCACAUUCAUUAAUUCAUAUUGCCCUGCACCUAGUCCCAUUUUCACUUCCCUUGACACCCCUAGUAGUUUUCCUAAGUCUUACCCUGUAAUUUUUGCUUUUAAUUUUGACACCUCUUUAUGACUUAACAGUAAAAAGGACGUAUGGUUUUUAUCAACUGUCUCCAAAAUAAUCUCUUGUUAUUCAGGGAAUACGGUUCUUUUCUUUCAUACAUAAGUUCAGUAGUUGCUUCCCUAACUGCAAAGGCAAUCUCAUUGAGUUGAGUAGCUCCUGAAAGCAGCUUGGAGUUAGAAGUAUGUGUGUUACACCCCAUAUUAGUGUGCUGUGUGGGGCAGUUCAACAAAAAUCUAACAAUGUAUUUUUGUGAAUGAGAGUUGGCAUGUCAAAUGCAUCCUCAGAAACAUAAUUGGUGUUUUAGUCUUACAACGUGUUUUCUAAAGUUGAUACUGUGGGUUAUUUUUGUGAACAGCUUCAUGUUUGGGACCUUUUUCCCCAAAAUAAACAAGUCCUUAUUAAACCAGCAAUUUAAAGAAAAAAA
Messenger RNA from Pan troglodytes (chimpanzee), 2431 nucleotides. RefSeq names its product heterogeneous nuclear ribonucleoprotein C like 1 (gene HNRNPCL1). NCBI's taxonomy places the organism in Eukaryota, Metazoa, Chordata, Mammalia, Primates, Hominidae. Bases 879 to 1760 code for a protein of 293 amino acids. Gene Ontology annotation, molecular function: RNA binding. Gene Ontology annotation, cellular component: nucleus. The record is from RefSeq and is a predicted model, not a curated record. The transcript has 3 exons.